CCCUUCUGUCGCCAAACCCGUUAUCCGACACCGUUAACGCGAAUACAUAGCCAAGAUGUCUUCCAAGAGAGGUCGUGGUGUUGCCGGCAACAAGCUGAAGAUGACGCUCGGUCUGCCUUGCGGCGCCGUCCUCAACUGCUGCGACAACUCAGGUGCCCGUAACCUCUACAUCAUCUCCGUCAAGGGCAUUGGUGCGCGUCUGAACCGUCUCCCCGCCGCCGGUGUCGGUGACAUGGUCAUGGCCACCGUCAAGAAGGGAAAGCCCGAGCUUCGUAAGAAGGUUAUGCCCGCUGUCGUUGUCCGCCAGAGCAAGCCCUGGCGCCGACCUGACGGCAUCUACCUCUACUUCGAGGACAAUGCCGGUGUUAUCGUCAAUGCCAAGGGUGAAAUGAAGGGUUCCGCUAUUACCGGCCCCGUCGGUAAGGAGGCUGCUGAGCUUUGGCCUCGUAUUGCCUCCAACUCCGGUGUUGUCAUGUAAACGGGUUACAGCGGGGAAAUGGGAUGUAUUAGAACGAAAUACCAGCGGGCUCUUUUUAAAAUGAAAAAGAUUUUGAUACUCUCUCCAUCCUGCUCUCUAUUUCCUGGCCUGUUGAUGCGUUUAUGAUCCUACGCGGCAUCGCCUUGAAUACAUUUUCCAUAUGGCCAUUCGACCUAACAAUCGAAUGACGGAAUAUUGAGAGAAUUUCCGAAUGGUGCCCAUCACACCUGCUUAUUGCAUUUGUUCGGCGUCAUUGUCAAGACGUGGGAACACUGUUGUCUACGGAUCCAUAUGCCUGUAGUUAUUUACGGUAGUUAAGCCAAGAUGCCGAAACGUAUCAUUUAUUUAAUCA
Molecule: messenger RNA, 830 nt
Organism: Aspergillus nidulans FGSC A4
Lineage: Eukaryota; Fungi; Ascomycota; Eurotiomycetes; Eurotiales; Aspergillaceae
Product: 60S ribosomal protein uL14
Exons: 5
Coding region: 56-478 (140 amino acids)
Biological process (GO): translation
Cellular component (GO): ribosome
Molecular function (GO): structural constituent of ribosome
Source: RefSeq, a predicted model, not a curated record